Molecule: messenger RNA, 6258 nt
Organism: Pseudomyrmex gracilis
Lineage: Eukaryota; Metazoa; Arthropoda; Insecta; Hymenoptera; Formicidae
Gene: Toll-7
Product: toll-like receptor 7
Exons: 1
Coding region: 220-4548 (1442 amino acids)
Biological process (GO): signal transduction
Molecular function (GO): protein binding
Source: RefSeq, a predicted model, not a curated record
CGUCGUCGUCGUCGUGGCUGUUGUGUACGUAUGUGUGUGAGACACGCGAAAUACGCGUGUGUUUGUGUGAAUGAAGAGAAAAGAAAAGCAAGGGAAGGCUCCUAAGGGCUUACCCUGAAAUAUAAGUGAGCAUUGUGGUCGUCAUCAUCGUCGUCCCGACGCGCAACCUCGACGUUUACGUCGAAAGCAAAAAAAGAUAUCGAAGAGUUUUCUGUGAAAAUGCGACGCGAUAUGACGACGACGACGACGACGACGACGAGUGACGUCGUUACAACGGCAGUAUUUGCAGCAUCGCCAUCGUGGAGAUCAUGGACAACGUCGUCGUCGUCGACGGCAUCAUUGACGACAUCGUCGUCAACAUUGACGACAUGGACACUGGCGUUACACGCACCGUUACAACGUUUGAUCGCGGCAACUCUGCUAUUGUUGCUCAUGUCCACGCAUCUUGGUUCAGCCGCGGCUUCCUGCAGAUGGACAAGCGAGGCCGGCAACGAAACCCGUUCGGCGGUUUGCGCCCUACGCAUCCUGGACCCAGCGACGAUUGUCGCUCUGGCGCCGUCGCUCGAUGGCGCGGUCAAACUUCGAAUCAGCUGCAGCGACGUGCACCAUUUUGAAAGCAAUUUGAGCGCAGAGAUCUGGCAUCGGUUGGCCGCUCUUCACGAGUUGCACGUGCACGGUUGCAAGGUGUUGCAAAUACCAGCGGGCGCGUUUCAACCGUUGCUCGAACUUAAACGGCUCGUCGUUCAGACUCUGAACGCGGUAUGGGGCGCUGCUAGAUAUCUGGAAUUCGCGCCACGUUCUCUCGCGGGUCUCCGCGAGCUUCACACUCUAGAGAUAAUCGAGAGCAAUGUGCUGGCAUUACCGUCGAGUCUGCUCUGUGAACUGGACAAUUUGCAGACUCUCAAUCUUACCGGUAAUCGCAUCCGCGACAUCAACGACAUCGGUUUGACGGAACCGCCUGGAACCGCCGUCGACGACGGCAACGGCGAAUCCUGUCGGGCCGAUAUUCGGAUUUUGGAUCUGUCGGGUAACGAAUUUCGCCGAUUACCCGAGAAAGGGCCGUUGGCGAGCCUGCGACAGUUGCAGGAAUUGCACUUGCAACGCAACGCGAUUUCCGAAAUUGACAAGAACGCGCUGAACGGUCUCACCGCUCUGCGCACCUUCAACGCCAGCCACAACGCCCUGGACUCGCUGCCCGAAGGACUGUUUGCUAACACGCGCGAACUACGGGUAAUACAUCUGGCGUACAACGGAUUGCGCGACUUGCCGCAAAAAGUGUUCACAAAGUUGGAGCAGCUUCUGGUGCUGAAUCUCGCCAACAACCGUCUCGGCAGCGACAGCGUCGACGAAACCACCUUCAACGGCCUGAUUCGCUUGAUUGUUCUUGAUCUAUCGUACAACCUGCUGACGCACAUCGACGCUCGCAUGUUCAAAGAUCUGUUCUUCCUACAAAUCCUUGACCUACGUAACAACUCGAUCGAUCGUAUCGAGAGCAACGCUUUUCUACCGCUUUACAAUCUUCACACGCUGCAGCUGUCCGACAAUCGUCUCCACACUGUGGGAGCGCAGCUGUUUAACGGUCUCUUUGUGUUGAAUCGACUGACGUUGUCCGGAAACUCGAUUACAAAUAUCGACAGCGUGGCGUUUCGAAACUGUUCCGAUCUCAAGGAACUGGAUCUCAGCGGCAACGAACUCGCAGCCGUGCCGGACGCGUUGCGCGACCUCGCUUUUCUCAAGACCCUCGAUCUCGGCGAGAACCGUAUAAGCGAGUUUCACAACGGAUCUUUUCGCAACCUCCAUCAACUCACCGGCCUUCGUUUGAUCGGCAACGACAUCGGCAAUCUGACCCGCGGCAUGCUCUGGGACCUGCCGAAUCUACAAAUUCUCAACUUGGCCCAUAACAAAGUGCAACAUGUAGAGCAACACGCGUUUGAGCGAAACAAUCGACUGGAGGCGAUCCGUCUUGACGGUAAUUUCCUGUCGAACAUCAACGGCGUGUUCAACAAGAUCACGAGUUUGCUGUUGCUAAACUUGUCGGAAAAUCAUAUUCAGUGGUUUGACUACGCUUUCAUACCCAACAGUCUAAAGUGGCUCGAUAUUCACGGCAACUAUAUCGAAAAUCUGAGCAAUUACUAUAACAUCCGUAAUUCCAAAGUGAAGACUUUAGACGCCAGUCACAAUCGUAUUACCGAACUCACGCCGCAGUCCGUGCCGAAUAGCGUGGAAUUAUUAUUUAUUAACAAUAACUACAUAAGCGUGGUGCGCCCAAACACGUUUACCAACAAAGUGAAUCUAACUCGCGUGGACAUAUACGCCAAUAUGAUCGAGACGAUGGAGCUGACGUCGUUGUUGCUGACCAAAGUGCCGGAUAACAGACCGUUGCCAGAAUUCUACAUAGGCGGCAAUCCUUUCAACUGCAACUGUUCGAUGGACUGGUUGCCGGCCAUCAAUAAUCAAACUUCGAGGGAAUAUCCGCGAAUCAUGGAUCUUGACAACGCCAUGUGCCGUACGUUGGGACCGCGAGGAGUUGCCAUUCUACCGGCAUCAACCGCCCGUUCGGAACAGUUUCUCUGUCGCUACGAGAAACAUUGCUUCGCCCUUUGCCAUUGCUGCGACUACACCACAUGCGACUGCGAGAUGAAGUGUCCGAUCGGUUGCAGGUGCUACAACGAUCGCACGUGGAACACAAAUGUCGUCGACUGCUCGGGUCUCGGAGUUUCCGAAAUACCGCGUCGAAUACCGGCUGACGCAACCGAAUUGUACCUAGACGGUAACGUGUUUCAUGAACUUCACGACCACUUGUUCGUCGGCCGCAAGAACAUGCGCGUAUUGUAUGUGAACGCCACCGGAAUCGAAACCAUUCAGAACCGCACAUUCAACGGCCUCACCAAUCUACUGAUUUUGCAUCUCGAAGACAAUCGGAUACGCGAGCUCAAAGGUUUCGAAUUCGAACGGUUGUGGCAUUUGCGCGAACUCUACUUGCAAAACAACGUCAUCGGGUUUAUUGGCAAUUUAACCUUUUUACCGUUGCGUUCGCUCGAGAUCUUACGAUUACAUGGGAAUCGUCUGGUGACCUUUCCGGUGUGGCAGGUCACUUUGAACAUACGACUGGUCGAGCUGUCGCUCGGUGGCAAUCCCUGGUCCUGUCGCUGCAAGUUUCUACAGGAAUUGUCCUCCUGGGUGUCGGACAACGCGCACAAAGUUAUCGACACCGGCGAUGUUUGGUGUUACUACGGCGGUGAUUUCAGGCCGGCCUAUAGACGUCGUCUUAACGUAAACGAGACCGCCUGUUCGGACUACUUCGCUCAGGGUGGCGUGAUCGAGAGCAUUAUGGUGUCGGACUAUCUACCACUGGUAGCCGCCACUCUAUCGGCCGUUCUCAUUCUACUUGUUAUCAUAGUGCUCGCUUUCGUGUUUCGCGAACCGGUCGGCGCCUGGGCCUAUUCCAAGUACGGACUACGAUUUUUACGCACGAAAUCCGGCAAGGCCACGACCACAGCGAGUAUGGGGGUCGCAGCCGCGAUGACCGCGGGCUGUUGCGACGAUCGGGAUCGUCUUUAUGACUGUUACGUUUGCUACAGUCCGCACGACGAGGACUUCGUGAUGCACUCGCUGGCGGACGAAUUGGAGCACGGAGCGAGCGGUUUGAGACUUUGUCUUCAUCAUCGGGACCUGCCGUGCGUGUUACGCGCUUCCGCCCCCGCGCCCGCUGUUCUCGAAGCGGUGGACGCGUCGCGACGCGUGCUGAUCGUGUUGACUCGCGAUUUUCUGCACACCGAAUGGUCACGUUUCGAGUUUCGUGCGGCGCUGCACGAAGCGUUGCGCGGCCGCGCUUCUCAGUUAAUCGUUAUCCAAAUCGGUCAGAUUGGCGUCGAGGUCGAACGCGAUCCCGAAUUGCGACCCUAUCUGAGAACGGCCGCUGUUAUACUCACGUGGGGCGAGAAGAGGUUCUGGGAACGAUUGAGAUACGCGUUGCCGCCGUCAACGACGACCGCCAUCAUCGCCACAAGCGCCAACACAACCACAGGCACCGCUGUCAGCAACGUCGUCGAGAGCAAGUCGUCGCCUCUGGUGUACAAGCGUAACAUCAACACCUACACCUUGGACAGCGAUAUAGGCAGUCUUGAAAAGAGCAGCAUGUCGACGCUGCGCGGCGGUCAGCGCGGCGCGCUCUUCAAGGACUCCUCGUCGACGCUAAUGUUGCAACACGCGCCUCCCGCUUAUUCGUGUAGUACCCCACUUCCCUCUAUGUUGGGACAGCAACAGCAAAUGCCGCCGUCGUCGUCGCCGGUGGUACAGCCUAGGCUGACCAUCAAUCAUGCCUACCGGGACGUGACGCUGCCGGCAGAUAAUCUCGUCACUACCACCACCACCGCUACCGCCAAUAACAGCAACUGCAGCGUGGUUAGCGAUGACCACAGGAGACCGCUUUCCGAGCACAUCUACUCGUCCAUCGACUCGGAUUAUUCCACCCUUGAGAAGACUGCCUGGAGGCAACCGCCCCCACCGCCACCUCCGCCUUCCUCGGGACAGGCCUAUCUGGUUUAGCUACUUGCGAUCGUUACCCCAGGUGUUCCCGAAAACGCUACGUAUUUACGAAAUCGUGGAAACCGUCGACUCGAACAUGAUAGCGACGAGCGACGAUAGUCGAUUUCUCGUUCUCGUAAGGUUGUGCUGAAAUUCUGUGUGUUCGCCCACGUGACGCCCGAUUGACGACGGCAUCGAUAGACUGAAUUCCCAAAGACGCUGCGCGCGAUCGAGUCGCGAACUCCCACAAGAGACACGUGUACAUAAUUUAGAGAGACGUCGUCGCAAAGGGAACUAAGGGACGAAGUGUUCGCGUUAUGUUAAUUAACAUUUUGCGGAUAAUUGUGAUAAUAAGUCGUUUUUAUUUUUUCUUGUUGACGAGAAUUUUGUUUUGUUUAUUAUUACAAUACCUCGCCUUUUUCAAGCGUGUAAUUGAUUGUCCUUGUAUGCGUGUGCUGGAUUCGAGAAUCUCGCGAGAAUCUCAUUCUCGUAUAAAAAAAGUCUCUCGCUUUUUGGUAUAAAAAUAUAAAUUUAAUAUGUCUAUUUAUACGUAAACUUUGUUUCAGAAAUGAUAUUAAUCUAUGAUGAUAGUUAUUUUUUUUUUAAAUUUUUGUAACUUUUCUAUUUCAGAAAACACUCGUUAUAAUAUUGACUUUUUUUUCGUCGAUAUAACUUGUAAUAACUUUUUCAACACUCUUCGCAUGCCUGGUGCGAGAAAAAGAAGGAUGCUUGAAAAAAAAAAUUGUUUUUCACAUUUGUCCCAAAAAAAACCAAUGUAUUACUCGCAAAUAAUCAUCGUCAAAUACUUUAUUUAUAAUUUUAUUUUAUAAAAAUAAAAUUAAAAUUCGUGAAGUUUUUCCUUUUACAAAAAAAAAAUUCUAUUUUUAACAAAAUGAAAACUAGGAUCUUACAAAGCACGGGAAUCAUCAUUUUUAUAAAAUAAAAUUAUAAAUAAAUAUUGGGUUAAAAAUUGCGAUUCUUUUAAUUUUUUUCGUCUCUCGUUCGUCUAGACCGAUGAUUCCCGUGCUUUGUAAGAUCCUAGUUUUCAUUUUGUUAAAAAUAGAAUUUUUUUUUUUUUGUAAAAGGAAAAACUUCACGAAGAGCACAUGACACGUAGGCUAUUUGUUAUCAGGCGUGCAAAGGGUUAGAAAUCCUUUGGUACGUUCUUCCGUCUUCAUUCAAGAGCGAUACGCGCGCGAACGUAUACAAGAGAAGAGUACUCGUUUCUCGCAUAUAAUUCUCGCGGACUGACACACACCAUCCCUUCGGCGGUGAUACGCGUUGUGAGAACCCUAGUGUAAAUAUUUAUUUCUUUAUUGCGAAUGUAAAUAAUACGCUAUUACGCAACUAUUGCGUUUGCAUGCGUAUGUACAUUGUACAUGUAUGUAUAUAUAUAUAUACACACACACACACACACACACACACACACACACACACAUCCACACACGUGAUUGACGAUGUCACUUGAAUGUCGUCGCCGCAUAAUAGAGAGUUAUGACGCUAGCUUCGACUUCUAGGUAGAUAACUUUUUGUAAUUUUAUAUGUCUGCGAGAGAGAGAUAAAAAAAAAAAAAAAAAAAAAACCGAGGAGAAGAGGAAGGAGGAGGAUAGGUGGUUGUACGAUAUAAAUGUAAAUAUGUAUAAUUGAGAACGCGUUCUCUUUGUCGCGCCGCGCCUUCGUGUAAGAUACUGUUCGCCGCGUGAAAGAGAGGAUAAGAAUUAAAAAAAAAAA